AUGAACAUGAAGGGUUUCAAGAAAUUAACGCUUAGUAGAAAGAGUUCUGAUUCCUCGAAGAAGGAGCAAAAGCAAAACAAUAAUUCGUCCACAACCAACUCCACCAGCAGCAACGGUGCCAGCAGCAGUGCUGCCAACAGUAACGCUGGGCCACCGCCUCCUCCUCCAAAACCUGCUUCUCAGCCAGCUACUUCAAAUGCCUCUCAUUCUCAGACUUUAUCUCCCCCAAUUCUCGUCGUCAGUCCAGACCAGUCUCAGACCCAAGAUCCUCGGUCGCAACACGCUCAACACUCAGCCUCCAAUCCAGCGACACCUCCUCGCGCUACUCCAAUCAGCCGUCUACGCGCUGGUCCCAGAGAUACGAUUCCUAUGGUAGGAAAACCACCCAGGAAACAGCGUAGCAGUCGCUUUGUGGUCACAGAGAAGGUCGAGAUAGAGCGUCUUCCUCCGUUUUCUGAAACUCCUCCGUCCGAUCGUCCUCAACUCUUCGUCAAAAAGCUUCACCAAUGUCGUGUACUCUUUGAUUUUAACGACGCUAGUUCCGAGAUGAAAGGCAAGCAAAUCAAAACCCAGACCCUUCAUGAAAUGCUCGAGUACAUCACCUCUCAACGUGGCGUGAUAACAGACAAUGUAUACCCCGAGGUCGUCAACAUGUUUGCGGCCAACCUCUUCCGUUCCAUACCCCCUCCUGUGAAUCCCACUGGUGAUGCGUUCGACCCUGAAGAAGACGAACCCGUCCUCGAACUCGCAUGGCCCCAUUUGCAGAUUGUUUAUGAAUUCUUUCUGCGCUUCGUUGAAAGCCCAGAUUUCAACACCAAUCUCGCCAAGAGAUAUAUUGAUCAGUGUUUUGUCCUCAACCUCCUCGAACUCUUCGACUCAGAGGAUCCGCGCGAACGCGAUUUCCUUAAAACAACCCUCCACCGAAUAUACGGCAAAUUCCUCAAUCUGCGCGCGUUCAUCCGUCGGUCAAUAAACAACGUCUUCUUCCAUUUCAUAUACGAGACAGAAAGACACAACGGUAUUGCCGAGUUACUCGAGAUCCUGGGUUCGAUCAUCAAUGGUUUCGCCUUACCAUUAAAAGAGGAACACAAAAUUUUCUUAACACGUGUUCUCCUUCCGCUACACAAAGUAAAAUCCCUCUCCCUGUACCAUCCACAACUCGCGUACUGCGUCGUGCAAUUUCUCGAGAAGGAUUCGGCAUUAGCGCAAGACGUUAUGCUCGGUUUGCUCAAGUUCUGGCCCAAGGUCAAUUCCCCCAAGGAGGUCAUGUUUCUCAACGAAGUCGAGGAGAUUUUGGACGUCACAGAUCCUGCGGAAUUCCAGAAAAUACAGGUCCCGCUCUUUCAGCAGAUGGCGAAAUGUAUCAAUAGUCAACAUUUCCAAGUGGCUGAACGAGCGUUGUUGUAUUGGAACAACGAGUAUGUGGUCAACCUCAUGAGCGACAAUUUGAACAUGAUCUUGCCGAUCGUAUUCCCGGCAUUGUAUACUAAUUCGAGGAAUCACUGGAAUCGGACAAUCCAUGGAAUGGUGUGCAAUGCAUUGAAGUUAUUCAUGGAGAUUAAUCCCGACCUAUUCGAUGAGUCGAUGCAACAAUACAAACAACGAAAGAUUGAAGAACAACAGGCCGCCGUCCGAAAGUACGAGCAAUGGCAAAAAAUGCGGUCCGUUGCUAUCAGCAGAGCACCCAGUGGUAUCAUCCCCAAUGAUAUUCCGCACCCGCCGCCCCCUCCGCCCCCACCUGAAGAUGACACAGAUAUACUAGAUUUAAGUAUGGAAUUGAAUGCAGCCUCGAUCGAUGAUAUGGUCGGUGGGAGUGUUGGUAUAGGAGGGAUUGGUGGCGUGGAUUUAGAUGAACACGGGAUCGAGAGAGUACCAAUGGCUGAUCCUGGGUUGGAUCAAACAUAUGACGUAGGUACUGAACUCAAUCAUCCUGGACACCAAUCUCCUCACGUGCGAAGGAAGAGUGUCCUUCCAGUCGACCCGUCGGUACUGCAUGAUUUACAAGCACAUCGAAGUUUAGAUGAUAUGAGGAGGAACGGGCUACCAUGA
Molecule: messenger RNA, 2049 nt
Organism: Marasmius oreades (fairy-ring Marasmius)
Lineage: Eukaryota; Fungi; Basidiomycota; Agaricomycetes; Agaricales; Marasmiaceae
Gene: PPP2R5D
Product: Serine/threonine-protein phosphatase 2A 56 kDa regulatory subunit delta isoform
Exons: 8
Coding region: 1-2049 (682 amino acids)
Biological process (GO): signal transduction
Cellular component (GO): protein phosphatase type 2A complex
Molecular function (GO): protein phosphatase regulator activity
Source: RefSeq, a predicted model, not a curated record